GCAAACUCGUGGCGUGUUUUCUCUCUUUCCCACCGCAUUGCAACCAAGUUUGCAGUGAUACAAAUCCAUCGAGCUUUACGGGACACUCUCAGCCUCUCUGCUGUCAACGAGCUUCGUUAUUUUUAUUUUUGUCUGCGUUUUGGCCUCGUGUCUCGAGUCCAGAUCAGUUUUCCAGCUCCAGGCUGCGGUCCACUGCUUUUUUCCCUUCUGGAGAGCAUUCCGUGCUUUCUGCUAACCUCUUUAAAGUCUCGUUCGUGUAUAAUUGGCUUUCUUUUUUGGUAAAACUGUUUAAAACAGCGAAGAUAGUCCAGUGUAUCGUGUAUGAGCAUUAAAGCUGACCCUCGUUUUGCUCUUAAAGCGGGUGAGAGGUUCAUGGACCUUCUGCUGAAGGCUUCCAGUCAUUCAGGUCAUUGAGUUCUCUAGGUCUUAAGCUGUUUACUGCAACUGUGUUGGAAUAGUCUUGUGGUUUUUUUGGUCUGUUAUUUGCUGUUUUCUCCAAAUUGAUGGUGUUGUAGGACAUUCCCUCCCUGACUGGUGUUGGUAAGUUAAGUCAGUGGAUUUUGGCACCAGAAAGCUUCAAAUAAAAGUUCUGUAAUAUUUUUUUGCUCUAGACUAGUUCUUCAACUUUUCAGAUUUGUCCCUAAACUUUGGCUAAAUAAUUUGUAUCACUGCAUAUUUAGUUGCCUUUUGUUCUGGCUGAAGUGACCAAAUUGCCCAUAGAAACACCUGAAUUCUGUCUAAAAAUGCCUAAAAGUCGAGCAGGCCCUCAUAAGUUCUCUCUGUCUCACCCUCAAACACCCAAGCUGUCCUAUGGUUAUAAGUCCACAAUGAAUGUGGGGAGAAGCGGCUACCGGGUCUUCUCUGCUAACUCCACUCCAGCAUGCACUGAACUGGCCAAGAAGAUCACUGAGCGUCUUGGUGUUGAGUUGGGAAAAUCAGUGGUGUACCAGGAGUCAAACAGAGAGACCAGAGUGGAUGUGAAGGAGUCGGUGAGAGGACAGGACAUCUUCAUCAUCCAGACCAUGCCAAGAGACGUAAACACAGCGAUAAUGGAGCUGCUGGUGAUGGCGUACGCACUGAAGACAUCCUGCGCUAAGAACAUCAUCGGGGUCAUUCCGUACUUUCCCUACAGCAAACAGUGCAAGAUGAGGAAGAGGGGCUCCAUCGUUUGCAAGCUGCUGGCCGCCAUGCUGGCUAAAGCUGGCCUGACCCACAUCAUCACUAUGGAUCUGCAUCAGAAAGAGAUCCAGGGCUUCUUCAGCUUCCCUGUGGACAACCUGCGAGCUUCACCCUUUCUACUGCAGUACAUACAGGAGGAGAUCCCAGACUACAGAAAUGCUAUUAUAGUUGCAAAAUCCCCCUCGGCUGCAAAGAGGGCUCAGUCGUAUGCUGAAAGGUUGAGGUUGGGUUUGGCUGUAAUGCACGGUGAGGCACAGUGUGCUGAGUCAGACAUGGCUGACGGCCGUCAUUCUCCUCCCGCGUUCAGACCCUCCUGCGGACCUCCCGGCCUUGAACUGCCCUGGAGACACCAAGCUCCAUUUCCCGGCAUCGAGCUUCCAAUGAUGAUGGCCAAAGAGAAACCACCCAUCACAGUGGUCGGAGACGUCGGGGGCAGAAUCGCCAUAAUUGUCGAUGACAUCAUUGAUGAUGUGGCGGACUUUGUAGCAGCGGCGGAGAUUCUGAAGGAGAGAGGAGCGUAUAAAAUCUACAUCAUGGCCACUCAUGGGCUCCUGUCCGCAGAUGCUCCUCGUCUCAUAGAGGAGUCUGCCAUAGAUGAGGUGGUUGUGACCAACACUGUCCCACAUGAGGUCCAGAAGCUACAGUGUCCUAAAAUCAAGACGGUGGACGUCAGUAUGAUUCUGGCCGAGGCAAUCCGCCGCAUCCACAAUGGAGAGUCCAUGGCCUACCUUUUCCGCAACGUCACUGUGGACGACUAGCCACAAGGUUUAGGAAAUCCUCACACUGAUCUGUGACCAGCUUGGUGUCUUUUCUUAUGGUGGUCUGGGAUUUUGGAGGAUGGACACUAAUUUGGGACAGUACCUGCAGACCAGCCUAUGAACCAGGACCCAAUUUCUUAAAAGCAUGAAAAUAUUAAAACUUUCCUUAUGAGGAAAGUCAUGCUUGCAGUACCUUCCUGAGUACAGACGUAAUUAUCAGUAUAUCUGUCUUAGCAUGCCAGAGAUAUGGAAGGAGAGGGUGAUGGAGUAUUACUUUAUUUGAAGGUCUAUCUUAAGGUUUAUUAAGGUCUUGUUUUUUGUUCAGUUAGAGACUUUCAAAUGGUUUAUUCACUGUACUUUGGGAACCUUUCGGGCCAAAAUGCUGCAAAUAUUAAUGUUUACCAUCUGCAUUAAUUUCAUGAAGGCUAAUUAGCAGAUGAGCUAAAUCAGGUGUGUUUAAUGAAGCAAUGAGCCAAAGUCUGCAGUGAUUUGGCCUGCGAGGACGGGAUCCUGACACAAGAUGUACGCAUUACAACAUUAGUACAUAAUUGGAGGUUUUGCUGUGGAAAAAUCAUAUAAUUAUGAAAUAAUGCACAAAAACUCUUGACCUGUUAAGACCUUGUCCAAAAAUGUUUGAGUAGUCAUGAGCCCGAAUUCACGUUAUAUUAGUGUGAUUGGCAACGUUUCCAAUAUGUGCAGGAUAGAGUCAAGUGAUGUCUGGAGUUUAUUAGGUUAGAACUAAAUAUAGUUUAAUAAAUUACUAAUAAUUAAAAAAAAAUUGUUCCAUGUUUCAAAAUGGAAGUCAUCACUAAUUAGAGGCUUAAAAGCACUAAAACUUCUUAAGUAUGUCAAUUUGCAGGUUCACUCAUUUAUUUUUCAGUCGUUCAGUUUAUCUACAUUUAACCAAAUGUUAAUAUGGGUUGAAAUUAACUUGUUUGUAUGUCUACCAAAAAGACAAGAAAUCGGAUUAAACAUCAUUUUUACUUUAGAAUAUGGGAUGCCAGUUGCUUUUUGCCUCUAAUUUAGUGAUUGAAACUGUACUUGGACAGUUUUGUACUUGGAGCACAUUUAGAAGUAUUAGUGACUUAUUAAACUUUUACUAGUUCUUAACUAAUAAACUCCAGAAAUGACAUAAUACACUAAUACGAUGUUCAUUUACGAUUAAGUAAUUAAUUGUGAGUAAUUUGCAUGACAAGGUUGUCAUGUUUAUUGUACAUUAUCACAGUUAAUAAUGCAACUAUUAGUCAUUUUCAGACUGCAAUCCUUACAGGUUAUAAUGAAUCAAGCUUAAUGCACAGUGAAGAAACCAUUCAAAAGUGUCAAAUUCAGACUGAACGAAGAAUGAAACAUUGAUAAAAGCCCAGUAUGUGUCACAAAUGGAUUUUUGCUGAACUUUUGGCAACACUAGGGUGAAACUUUGUACAGUUACACUACUUGGAAGCCUCAUCUUAAGCUCUUCUUAAUGCAACGUUCAGGUGGUCAGUUAAGAUCCUGACAACACCUGCAUUGUGUCCAGAAAAGCUUCUUGUGGAAUAAUUUAUUGUGAUAAUGAUGUCGUAUUUAUCACAUCACCCACUGAUCCUCCUUCUGUUUUCCUGCAGAUUUUAGUUAGAACCUAUGUCUAACAUGCUGCCCUGCUAACCUAACACUAAAGCAUCCAGCCUGUCAAGGAACUUCUGAAGAACGUCCACCUGUUUCUCAAAAUUUCAUUGCAAUACAAAACAGUCAUUCGGAGUGGUUUGUCAAAUGGUUCAUUGUGGAGAAACUUUUCUUUGGAGUGGUAGUGAUGGGAACCAGGAGUCGCAAUGACUACAACACAACUAUAGCCAUUUUAUUUACUAUCCAAAACCACCAGUGAACCUAUAUGGGCCUUAUAUGUAAUGUUGGUACUAUAAUAGUGAUAAACAUUGCAAAAUUUUGUUUUUUGGGUGCUGUUUUGCCUCACAACACCUUGUAUCAACCAAUCAAUCAACAUAUCAGGCAGUCAUUCUUUAUUUAAAGUUGCAGGACAGGAAGUCUGACAUUGGCAUUGAAAAGAGUCAUGAAUAAAAAUCAGAAGAUAUAUGAAACAUAUGAACACAUCAAAUCAGUAAAAAGAUAAAGUUCAAGCAAAUAACCUAGUAUAACUACCAAAUCAGAAUGUACAGAUAAUAUUGAGUAAUUAUUGAAAUCAAGUAAGUGAAUAAAAUAAAUAAUAAUAAUGAUAAUAAAACUAAUGAAAGAAUAAUAGCAAUAAUAAAAAUAGUACAAUCAAAUAAGAACUAACCAAAAUCAAAUAAAAGAGUUGAAUUUUACAUAAAUGCAUUAGACCCACUCACGUGUCAAGCUUUAUUCAUAAUUGUUGAAUAUGAACAACAUAUUCAUAAUUGUUUUCUGUGAUAACUUGCAGGAGACUUUGGACGUCUGGUUCCUAUCACAACAACAGUUUGGAGCAUUUCACACCAAACCACUCUGAACGACUUUUUCACAGUCACCCUGAUAGUGAAGGUCACCCUGCCGCUGUUAAGGUGGUCUUUGUGGUCCUGCAGGUUUUGUGAAACUUCAGCCCAUGGAGAUAAUAUUGUCCCUCCUGUUCUCCUAACAUUUACACACAUGCAGCGAGACCACGUGUCCAUACACUGCCUCUCAGAAGUGUUCUCCUCUGUACUGUCUCUGCCGUCAUGUAUAAAGAUGUUUGACCAAUAAACCAAGAAAACUGACCAAUA
Molecule: messenger RNA, 4642 nt
Organism: Pygocentrus nattereri (red-bellied piranha)
Lineage: Eukaryota; Metazoa; Chordata; Actinopteri; Characiformes; Serrasalmidae
Product: phosphoribosyl pyrophosphate synthase-associated protein 1
Exons: 11
Coding region: 744-1937 (397 amino acids)
Biological process (GO): 5-phosphoribose 1-diphosphate biosynthetic process; purine nucleotide biosynthetic process
Cellular component (GO): cytoplasm; ribose phosphate diphosphokinase complex
Molecular function (GO): ribose phosphate diphosphokinase activity; magnesium ion binding
Source: RefSeq, a predicted model, not a curated record